Messenger RNA from Triticum turgidum subsp. durum (durum wheat), 1218 nucleotides. The record is from the annotation of a GenBank genome assembly. NCBI's taxonomy places the organism in Eukaryota, Viridiplantae, Streptophyta, Magnoliopsida, Poales, Poaceae.
AUGACACCGCAUCUGCCCGUGUCGUCCCACCCCGCCCACCACCUGCUCGACGCGCUGCCCCCGUCGCCGCACCACCGCCGCCUCCGCAGGCGUCGCCGCUUCUGCCCGCCGCGCCCCAGGGCCUCCUCCUCCUCCUCCCUCCGCUGCCGCGCCGCCGCCGCCGCCGCGCCGCAGCCGGCGGCGGCGGCGGCGGACGAGGCGAGGACGAGGGUGUUCGUCGUGUCGGACCUGCACACCGACUACCCGGAGAACAUGGAGUGGGUGCGCCGGCUCGCGGUGCGGGCGGGGCCGCCGGGGGCCGGGGAGGGGUUCGACGCGCUCGUCGUCGCCGGGGACGUGGCGGAGACGAGGGACAACUUCGCGCGAACCAUGGAGGCCCUCAGGGCGCGGUUCGACGCCGUCUUCUACGUGCCCGGCAACCACGACCUCUGGCUGCGCCGCGAGGGUGGCCGCUACGUGGAUUCGAUGGAGAAACUGACUGCAUUGCUUGAUGCGUGUAGUGAGCUGGGUGUGGAUACAGGCCCUAGAACGAUAGGUGACUUAGGGAUCAUACCAUUGUUUUCAUGGUAUCACAAGAGCUUUGACAAGGAAAAGGAUGUGAACAGUGUGCGUGUUCCUUCGUUAGAGAUGGCUUGUAAAGACUUUCAUGCUUGCCAAUGGCCUUCGGACUUGGGAAGUGAUGAUGAGGCUCUUGCUCUUUACUUUGACAAGUUGAAUGACAAGAACAAUGAUGCUAUUGAAGAAGUAAAAAAGAAGAGCAAACAGAUACUUACAUUUUCACACUUUGUACCAAGGCAAGAGUUAUGUCCAGAGAAGCGAAUGCUUUACUAUCCAAACCUUCCAAAGGUCAUCGGCUCUGAUUAUUUGGAAAGAAGGCUGAGAGCUAUACACAACAACGCUAAAGAUGGAGCAGCCUGCCAUGUAUUCGGGCAUACACACUUCUGUUGGGAUUCUGUGGUUGACGGUAUCAGGUAUGUACAGGCGCCUCUGGCAUACCCUCGAGAAAGAAAGCGAAGGAUAAACGGAGGCCAGGGAUGGUUGCCGUUUUGUGUAUAUCGUGAUGGCUUCAACCCUGAAAUAUACCCAGCUAUAUGGUCUGACUAUUACAACAAGAACAGAAGGGAGCCUGAGAACACUCAGCUUGCGCCGUGGGUUGCCAAAUAUUUUUCAAAGUACUACGGACCCCCUGUUUUUGCCAAACAAACUGAAUCCGGUUGA